Messenger RNA from Achroia grisella, 3732 nucleotides. RefSeq names its product nucleolar protein 4. The record is from RefSeq and is a predicted model, not a curated record. The coding region runs from base 194 to 3292 and encodes 1032 amino acids. The transcript has 15 exons. NCBI's taxonomy places the organism in Eukaryota, Metazoa, Arthropoda, Insecta, Lepidoptera, Pyralidae.
CGAGCGGUCGUAAAGCGUUUUUUGUUUCUAUCGCGCCAUUCUGGGACUAUUUGAACUACGUACGGGAUCUUUCUAGUUUCGAUUUACCUGUCGCUGACCUCUUCAUGCCUGUUUCGAGAACUAAUUAUAAAAUUUUAUAAUGGAACGUGACAGUUUUUAAGAAAAAAAUAUCAGUGCAGUGUUGAAAUACAAAAUGGCUGCUGCAAUGAUAACUGAUCGUGGACUUCGAAAGAAGUUAACACAGGAAGCUAUACCAGAGAAGACGCCAAAAAAACCAUCAAAACGAAAGUCAACGGCGAGCAGUUCUAAGAAUGACAAGAAAAAUGAACAAAAUAAUAAUAAGAGACCUAAAAUCCAGACUGGAGAUCCAAAACUUGACUUAUUUUCCACUUAUCAGCCUUGGGUGAUACAGACAUAUGGAGAUUUGGCGAAAACAAAGACUAUUACACUAAAGAAGUACGCCAGGAUCUUGCGUACACUUCGCGGCGAAGAAUGCAACAGUUCUGAUAGUUCUAAAUUCCGCUUCUGGGUAAAGGCUAAAGGAUUUCAUAUUGGAAAGCCCCCUGGAUACGAAGCGAAACCUGCUGAUGGCAUAGUCUGCAGAUACAGCGUUAUGGAUGCAGAUGGCUGUACAAAAAGCCCCGAUGGUCAGGAUAUUUACACUGGAUCGCAGGGCGACCCACCUUUGUACAUACCAACUCCUCCUCUGAAGAAUGCACCAAAUCAAGAGCCGGUGUAUAGAAAGGUGGCUAUAGUCGAGAAUUUCUUCGACAUUAUCUAUACAGUUCACGUCGAACUUGAAGGAAGGCCUGGCAAACACGCCGGACAGAAGCGUACAUAUAGAACGAUAACCGAGACGUACGCGUUUCUGCCCAGAGAGGCGGUCACGCGCUUCCUCACCGGAUGUGCGGAGUGCGCGCGGCGUCCGCGCAGCGCCUCUCCGCCACCCCUGCCGACACCCUCACCCUCCCCGACCAGGCACCCUACAUACCUCUCGUUCCUACCUCACUGCGCCACAGACUACACCCGAAAUUGGGAAUCAGAGAUUGACGCAGCACAUUCUAACUAUACAUACGAACCUAAAUUUGAUUAUACAGACCUCCAACCACUUAAGAAAGUAGAGAGCCCAAAACCAACAGAUGCCGAAGAUCAGGAGCCGACAUACAUAGAACUCACGUCAAAGAAAGUCAAUGGAUUUGAUUCCACACCGCAUUACAGUAGAAAUUCGCCUAUCAAUCCCGCGUUUAGAGAAGAGGAACCUGUCAGGACAGACCCUGAAAUAGACAAAGAUGACAGUCUGAUAGAUGUAGAAGAUGUAAAAUCUGAUAGUCCACCGCUACUUGUGUCACAAAAACAGAAAGAUGAAGAAUUGAGGAAGAGCAUUAAGGAGGAGCCGAGCGGAGAAAGUACUAAGACGUCAGAAAACUUAGGAGCAAAAGAGAAUAAGACUGAAGUGAAGAAAGAAAAGAAGUAUAAUCCGCUAGAUGUCGCGAAUUUGACGUCUAAAGAUCCCCCCAAAUCGAGAUCACCGCCUAGAAAAAAGUUAUUGCCUACGAGUAUAGAGUAUUUAGAUACGUAUGGCAGAGUUCCGAAACCAUGGAGACCUGAUGGUGCUUAUUAUGGAGAGGAAAUGGACUACAGCGUGCCUAUUACUACGGCGUACUUGAAACAUAUGAGGAAUAUGGCGUACCAGGAACGUCUCGACAUGGAAAACGGAAAGGAUAAUCUAACGCCGGAACCAGUAGAUAUGAACGACGAUGACAAUUUUUCCAGUCAGGCCUUCGCGAAAGACGCUGAGAAGUUGAAAAUGAUGUUGCUUGCAUGGAAUUACCACAGCCAGGCGCAAGGCCGGAAUGGGGACAUAACAGAGAGCGGUGCAGAUAGUAUGGCGGACCUGUGGGCAUCAUACCACAGCGCUUUGGGGCUGGGCAGCAAACCCCCGAAGGCUCCGACACCCUUGGCCACUGGCCACUCGGUGAGUUUUAAGAGCCCAAUCCACAUUGGUUCGGCUACUCCUGGUACUGAACAAUCGACGCAUGACGAAACCUCGUCAUCGGACCGGACCAAGGAUGACGACGAUGGCGGCGCGUCUGACGAUGACAGCGAUGAUAGAGUCGAUCCACAGCAUCAUGACCCGGAACGACUGAAGGCUUUCAAUAUGUUCGUCCGGCUAUUCGUUGAUGAAAACUUAGACAGGAUAGUUCCUAUAUCCAAACAGCCAAAGGAGAAGAUUCAAGCAAUCAUCGAUUCGUGCACUCGACAGUUUCCAGAGUUUGCCGAGCGUGCCCGAAAGAGAAUCAGGACAUACUUGAAGAGUUGCAGGAGGAAUAAGAAGGUUCGUGGAGAUGGACCCACAACGGGCAACGGUGGCAGCACGCCGGGCACUGGCAGCGCAUGGGACACAGCGGUGCGGCCGACGCCGGCACACCUGACAUCGGUACAAGCGGAACAUAUCCUGGCACAGGCCUGUGAGAACGAGAGCCUCAACGCGAAGCGAAUGCGGCUUGGACUCGAUCCUGUCAGCCAACCGAUGCCAACUGUGCCCACGCCUAUGGCUAUCGACACGACAGCAAGCUCUGCCGUCGCCUCGUCGUUCCUCAGUUUGUACAGUGGAGCCAUCAGUAGCCCAGCGUCCACUCCUGCCACUACAACGAGCACGACAUCUUUAGCAACUGCAGGACACAGCAAAGUAGCAGCAGAUUCUACCAGGCCAUCAGCAAGCCCCACAAUGGAGAAUGCAUUGUUGAACAAUAACAGCUUGAAAUUGGACAACGCUAAUGGGAAUGCUGGAAGUAAGACUGCCAGCCCCGCGUCAUCGCCAGCACCGUUAUUUAGACCUUCAUUUCCAAAUACAUUUGGAACGCCACAAACGUUCGGAAGACAGAGUUCCAACACGAAUUCAGCGUCAGCGCUUACAAAUAGUGCUCUCCUGUCAACACUGUCAGCUCUGCCACCCAGCGGUGUAGGAGUCAAUGCCGCGAUGGCAGCGUACCAAAGCGCUUUAUUGUCAGCGAUGGCGGCUCACACGCACACGUUCCCGACCAGUCUUACAGCACCAACAGACCUGUCGCUGAAGACUUCGACGCCGGCUCCGCUCCACGCUACUUCUACCUCUUCAUCGUUGCCUGGUACCGCGGCGUCUUCCACCUCCAAGUCCUCGCUGCUAUCUCAUAAGCUGUCAGGCGCAGAAGUUGGUGCAGUUAGGCAGCUCAUCACCGGCUACCGUGAGUCUGCUGCAUUCUUGCUGCGGUCCGCUGACGAGUUAGAGGCUCUACUCUUGAAUCAGGCCUAGGAGUUACCCAAAUUGUCUUUACCAGACAUAUUCGGGUUUAAAUUUGGAUAUUUUUAAUGUGUCAGUGACUUGAGAAUUGAAUAAAAACUUUGGAUUUGACUGACGUUUCGGUUCUAAAAUAGAUCAAAAGUGUAAAGACAUUAUAAAAGUGUUAUAAGAGUUCGAAAUUCAAAUAUUACUAUAUAUAUUAUAAUAAUUACAUAUAUACAUAUACUAAUUCCGUGUGAAUUAUUUGAGAAAAAAACGUAAUGUUUUCAGAGAAAGGCGUUAUUUAUUUACUAUAAGUGUUACUGUAAAACUCCGAAGUAGUUUAAAAUCUAAGAUAUGUCAGUAAAAUCUAAGAAUUACUUUUUUUAAUGGUAAAAGUUACAACUUAGCUUUCGGGCAUUUCAAGUUUUUACCAUCGAUACAUAUGGUUAAUCUUAGACUUGUAACAUCCA